UGGUCCCAGUAUGCCAGAAGCGGAAGCAAGAGAAAGGCUUGUGAUAUCACAAUGGGAUGAUUGUUUCAAGACGGCAGUGCACACGAUCCAAUCUGAGUGCUCUCAGAACAGAGAGCUCGAUCUUCCAUCUCGCGUUCGAGCAUCCAUCUCAAUGACCUUAUGCGAGAUCACUACAACCGAGAGACUAUCUGUCCCUUUGGAGUGUCAGGAAUACCGGAACGAAGCCCACUAUACUUUCAGUGAUAAGCGGCUGUCGAAAAUUGAUACUGUGCAGUCUCAAUGCGUCGAAGCACUUUCUCGCAGUGCACAACUCUGGACAAGCUACUCGGGCUACCUCCGUGAAAUACCGCAGCUUUGCUUCGCUUUUGGUACCUGGAAUGAAGUUGAUAUCGCUAAGUCACUGUACAGGAAUGCAACUAUCGAGAUUUCAGCACUUCUUGCAGUCUUACGACGAGAUGCCGACCGAAUGGCUCUCGCUGCUGAGGAGAUAUCUAAGUCGACUGGGAUAUUUGGUUCAUUGUCCUCUGCUUUGGAGCAAACAUCCAUCACGCUUGAUCGCUCUGCCAAUCAAUUCCGCAACACACUGUACGAGACGUGGGACGAGCUCCGGGAAAUGCUACAUGUUGCCUCACACAAGUUUCAUCACGAGAUGCAACAACAUCGCUCCGAGGUCGUGUCAACUGUUUCGCUCGAGUUUCAAUCGUCCUUUGUGGAGGUAAACGACGACUCUUCAUACCCUCCAGGAAACCGACAUGAUCUUAGCAUGACGAAAAAUUUACGGGCAUCUUGAUCACCAUACAACGGGCCAUUGAUGACUACAAA
Molecule: messenger RNA, 822 nt
Organism: Cantharellus anzutake
Lineage: Eukaryota; Fungi; Basidiomycota; Agaricomycetes; Cantharellales; Hydnaceae
Exons: 9
Coding region: 11-790 (259 amino acids)
Biological process (GO): nuclear membrane fusion involved in karyogamy; karyogamy involved in conjugation with cellular fusion
Cellular component (GO): endoplasmic reticulum membrane
Source: RefSeq, a predicted model, not a curated record